Molecule: messenger RNA, 6861 nt
Organism: Melanotaenia boesemani (Boeseman's rainbowfish)
Lineage: Eukaryota; Metazoa; Chordata; Actinopteri; Atheriniformes; Melanotaeniidae
Gene: ppip5k1a
Product: diphosphoinositol pentakisphosphate kinase 1a
Exons: 33
Coding region: 618-4961 (1447 amino acids)
Biological process (GO): inositol phosphate biosynthetic process; inositol metabolic process
Cellular component (GO): cytosol
Molecular function (GO): inositol hexakisphosphate kinase activity; 5-diphosphoinositol pentakisphosphate 1-kinase activity; diphosphoinositol pentakisphosphate kinase activity
Source: RefSeq, a predicted model, not a curated record
UUUUGUCAUUGGUAACCACUGACAGGCAUGCAGUGCAAAAACGUUAGUUUUGGCAAUAGCGUAAUUAUUGCGUAUUUGCUUCAAAUGCACACAAAAUGGCCUCGAAAGGCUUGUUUACGUUGCCAAACCGCCGGCUAGCUAGCUGGAUGCUAACCUGAGCUAACAAGGGCUAAAUAUGACAUUACAAAAUUCACCCCAGACCACGGUGAAGUGGAUUGUUGGCUCAGAUGAAUGUGUGAGAGGACUCUUAAUCCUGCAUACAAAUGGAGGAAAGGACUGUCAUCAGAUAACUGAAGCUUAAUUUUUUAUUGCUGAUGACCCAAGCACAUCACAUAAGAUGUGAAUUUGCUGAAUGAAGAAGAAGAAAGUAGACAAACAUCAUUACAGCGGACUGACCAGCAGAGCAGUUUCCCUCAUAUAGUUUUACAUGUAAGCGUCUCGCCCAGUUUCAUCUCGCUGCUCUGCUUUUGGCGCCUUCUGCCAGCUCUGCUGCGCAGCUGAAGUGGAGUGGACUCCCUCUCCCCAGGCCUCACGUCCUCCCAUCGGCGGCCCGCUCCGGCGGUGUGUUGGUGUACGAUGGCGCGGUGGGACACUAACGGCUGCCGUGGGGGAUUGUGAUGUCAGAGCCCAACAGCCCGGGUGAGAGCCGGCGUGGCGCUCCCAGAUUCUUCGUGGGCUGCGAGGACGAUGAGAGCGAGGUCGUGGAAGGUAGCAUAAGGACAGACAUGGAGCUGUAUGAGGACGAUGAAGACACAGACUCGCCCCCAGAGCAACAGAUCGUGGUGGGGAUCUGUUGCAUGAUGAAGAAGUCCAAGUCCAAGCCAAUGACCCAGAUCCUGGAGAGGCUGUGCAGGUUUGAGUACAUCACCGUGGUAAUCUUCCCUGAGGACGUUAUCCUCAAUGAGCCUGUGGACAAAUGGCCUCUGUGUGACUGCCUUAUCUCCUUCCACUCCAAGGGAUUCCCGCUGGAUAAGGCAGUGAGCUAUGCCAAACUGAGAAACCCUCUGCUAAUAAAUGACCUGAACAUGCAGUACUACAUACAGGACAGGAGAGAGGUGUAUCGCAUCCUGCAGGAGGAAGGGAUUGAUCUCCCACGUUAUACUGUGCUGAACCGUGACCCAGAUAAACCAGAUGAGUGUAACCUGGUGGAAGGAGAGGACCACGUGGAGGUGAACGGAGAAAUAUUCCAGAAACCUUUUGUUGAGAAGCCUGUCUGUGCUGAGGACCACAACGUCUACAUCUACUACCCCACCUCUGCAGGUGGUGGCAGCCAGCGACUCUUCAGAAAGAUUGGGAGCCGAAGCAGCGUCUACUCACCGGAGAGCAGCGUGAGGAAGACGGGCUCCUACAUCUAUGAAGAGUUCAUGCCAACAGAUGGCACUGAUGUUAAGGUUUACACUGUGGGGCCCGACUACGCUCAUGCUGAGGCCCGGAAGUCCCCUGCUCUGGAUGGGAAGGUGGAAAGAGACAGCGAAGGAAAGGAGGUCCGUUACCCCGUCAUGCUCUCAGCGAUGGAGAAACUGGUUGCUCGUAAAGUGUGCUUGGCAUUCAAGCAAACCGUGUGUGGCUUUGACCUUCUCCGAGCCAACGGACACUCCUAUGUCUGUGAUGUCAAUGGUUUCAGUUUCGUCAAGAACUCAAUGAAAUACUACGACGACUGUGCAAAGAUCCUUGGGAAUAUUGUGAUGCGUGAGCUGGCUCCUCAGUUUCAGAUACCUUGGUCCAUCCCAACUGAGGCAGAAGACAUCCCUAUUGUUCCCACCACCUCAGGGACCAUGAUGGAGCUGCGCUGUGUCAUCGCUGUCAUUCGUCACGGAGACAGAACGCCCAAACAGAAGAUGAAGAUGGAAGUUCGAAACCCCAUGUUCUUUGAUCUAUUUGAAAAAUAUGGCGGAUACAAAACUGGGAAAUUAAAACUGAAGAAGCCAAAACAGCUGCAGGAGGUGCUGGACAUCACACGGCAGCUGCUAGCAGAACUGGGACAACACAAUGAUUGUGAGAUUGAAGAGAAGAAGUCUAAACUGGAGCAGCUGAAGACUGUUCUGGAAAUGUAUGGCCACUUCUCAGGGAUCAACAGAAAAGUGCAGCUAACUUACCUGCCCCAUGGGCAGCCUAAAACCUCAAGUGAAGAAGAAGACACACGUAAGGAAGGUCCUUCUCUGCUGCUGGUUCUGAAGUGGGGAGGAGAACUGACGCCUGCCGGCAGAGUGCAGGCUGAGGAGCUGGGCAGAGCCUUUCGUUGCAUGUAUCCUGGAGGACAAGGUGACUAUGCUGGAUUUCCAGGCUGUGGGUUACUGCGGCUACACAGCACCUACAGACACGACCUGAAGAUAUACGCAUCUGAUGAAGGCAGGGUGCAGAUGACGGCUGCAGCUUUUGCGAAGGGUUUGCUGGCUCUGGAGGGUGAGCUGACACCCAUCCUGGUGCAGAUGGUGAAGAGCGCCAACAUGAAUGGGCUGCUGGACAACGACAGCGACUCGCUGAGCGGCUGCCAGCACCGCGUCAAGGCCCGGCUCCAUGAAAUCCUUCAGAGGAACAGGGAGUUCACAGAGGAGGACUAUGAUACGCUGGCCCCAACCUGCAGCGCCUCUUUGGUGAAUUCAAUGAACCAAGUUAAGAACCCGGUGGAGACGUGUGAUCAGGUCUACGCACUCAUUCAGAGUCUCACCUCGCAGAUCCGUAAAAGAAUGGAAGACCCCAAAUCUGCUGACCUGCAGCUGUACCACAGUGAGACUCUGGAGCUGAUGCUGCAGCGCUGGUCCAAACUGGAGAGAGACUUCCGCAUGAAGAACGGCCGCUUCGACAUCAGUAAAAUACCCGACAUUUAUGACUGUGUGAAGUACGACGUUAUACACAACGCUACCCUGGGCCUGGAGGACACACUGGAGCUGUUCAGAUUGUCUCGAGCUUUAGCCGACAUCGUCAUCCCACAGGAGUACGGCAUAAGUAAAGUGGAGAAACUGGACAUAUCAUAUGCCUACUGCCUCCCACUGGUCAGAAAGAUCCAGUUAGACCUGCAGAGGACCCACGAAGAUGAGUCUGUCAACAAACUACAUCCUCUGUACUCUCGUGGAGUGAUGUCGCCCGGCCGUCACGUCAGGACACGUUUAUAUUUCACCAGUGAGAGCCAUGUCCACUCCCUCCUCAGCAUUUUCCGAUACGGAGGCUUGCUUGAUGAGGAGAAGGACCAGCAGUGGAAGCGGGCCAUGGAUUACCUCAGCGCUGUCUCCGAACUCAACUACAUGACGCAGAUUGUCAUCAUGCUGUAUGAGGACAACAAUAAGGACAUCUCCUCUGAAGAGCGUUUCCAUGUUGAGCUCCACUUCAGCCCCGGAGUUAAAGGUGUUGAGGAGGAGGAGAAUGCCCCGACUGGGUUUGGUUUCAGACCUGCAUCUGCUGAGGUGGCACGGCAGAAUGGACAAAAACAGCCUGACCCGGGCAGCCUGGAGGAUCUCUCACGAGAUGAAACUGACCGCGCUGUACCACUGUCUGAGCCAAUCACCAUUCAGAGGAGGUCCCCGCUUAUUCGCAAUCAUAAGACCGGUUCCAUGGAGGUCCUGUCAGAAACAUCCUCCUCCAAAGUUGGCAGCUAUCGCCUUUUUUCGUUCUGCUCACGUCAGUCUCCCGAGAUGAAACAAAGUGGAUUAGGCUCUCAGUGUGCCGGGCUCUUCAGCACCACCGUCCUAGGUGGCUCCUCUAGCGCUCCUAACCUGCAGGACUACGCACGCGCACAUCGCAAAAAAUUCUCCACUGGCAGUCUGUCCUACAAAGACGAGUUGUUGUCUAUGCCGGCAGUAAAACGAUUUUCUGUGUCGUUUGCAAAGCAUCCGACUAAUGGAACUAAAGAUGACACCUCCACUAUAGCAGUGGCUCCAUCUCGUUGGUGCACUGCGAAAGAGCCUUUGAAGGAACACGAUGUGGCCCAGUUACUGAGGUGUUUCUCCACUGACCUCAGCCUGGGCCGCCAACUCUCUCUGGACCAGGCGCUGGCCCACCACCUCCACCAGUGCUCCUACCACCUCCGCCUCUUCCGAAACUGGCUCAUCUCCGGCCAGGACCCCGUAGAGUACCUCCACGGCUUCGAAGGCUGCUCCAUGGUACCCUCCAUCUAUCCUCUGGAAACGCUGCACAACUCGCUGUCCCUGAAACAGGUCAACGAGUUUCUCACCAGCGUGUGUGAGAAUGCAGGAGAUCCACACACCAGGACCACCAGAGCUCUGUCAGCUAUGUUUGGCACACACAACCAGCCGUCAGUAGAUUCGUACAUCCCACAGAGAGUCCUUUCUUCCUCCAUCUCUCUCAGAUCUCGCUCUGACAGACCUCCUUGGUACAGCAGCGGUCCAUCCAGUACAGUGUCCAGCGCUGGACCUUCCUCUCCCACCACAGCCGACACUUCCCCACGGUUCAGCUUCAGCGAUAAGGUCUCCCUAACCCCACAGAGCAGCGAGGAAACCCACUCCUCCCAGAAUGUUCCCGCUCAGCCAGCUCCUGCCUUCGGGUCACAAGGUUUCGAUCCAGCUUAUCCUGCUGUUACAAACCCGACCGAAGUCCCUAUGACUCCAAAUAACUCACCAGAAGAUGAGCCUGAGCUCAGUGCUGAUAACCAGCCAGACAGUCUUGAGCCUCCAGUGGAGGGGGAGGAGGUUGCUUCUGUCAGUUUGGAUCCUUCAACUGAUCUGAUUUCUGAUCCUGGUCUGAGGCCGCCCUGCACUGCCUUAGCUGAACUAGCUCUGGGUCGGAUGGAGGGUUACUGCCUCCCGGGCUCUCUGCCUGUGCUGCUGGAGCUCAGAGAGAGCAGCAGCGAGGCAGGCUCCAGCUCACAGACUCCCCAGUCUCCUGAAGGGCCUGACGAGUUCUUUGACACACAGGAGUCCAUGGAGUUGUGGACAGACAGUCCAGAGAGCGCCCCUCCUCCUGAGACUCCUCUAGAUUCUGGACCCACCCAGACAGCUGAGCCAUAGAUCAUGUUUCUGAUAACACCUCUGACUCUACAAACAUCAGCUGCGUAGUGAUGGAUUGUUCUGGGCUGCAGCCAGCUGGACCUUCCUCUCCCAUGUCUCAUUUCUGGCAGCUCAUCAGGCGCUCGGCUCCGUGCUGGAGAAUUAUAAGACAAUUCCAUACAUGCUGUCCAUUGCCUUUGAAAGUACACCAGUGACACCACUGCUGAGGGCUCACUGGUCCAGUCUGUCUGGAACGUUGUGGUAAGGUUACUGACCAGUUCAAAUGAAACAGCCGCUGUCAGAGAUGUUUCCUUAAAGCAGCAGUACCUGAGUUUGGCCACUAGGGGGCAGAAAGUCCCAAAACAAACACUGAUGAAAGCUUAAAGUCUUAAUCAGAGGAAAUAUCCUGAAAAGCUAAAGUGAGCUUCAAAGCUGCAUCACAUUGUGGUAAUGUAAUGAUUUUCUGACUGAGAUGCUGACUAGUGAAGCUUUAACUUACUUGUACACUGUUACGCAUAUUUCUACAUCUCUCAGACAGUUUCUGCUUUGUCAGAACCAACUGCUAUGUCACAGUCAGGUGACCCGUAUUUCCUGGGUUUGUGACUGUCGUUCUGUUUGUUACAUAAUACAAAAACCUAACUCAGAAACACAAGAAAUGAUGGAGAAAAUCUAAUCAGUGGGUCUUCUUUUCUUCAUCGUGCCCAUCUGGCGCAGUUUCUGAGAUGCUGCACAUUCAGAUCCUGCUACUAAGUCUAAAAUAAAAACCUAAUGACAGCAAAGGAAUCUUCAUCACUUUAAGUAAAAUGUAAGUAUUCAAUCACAAGGUCAAGCCACAUGUGCACUGCUUACUGCCAAAGUCCUUAAUCUCAGUAAAGAUCUAAUAUAAUCAACAGAACAUUAAGGAGAAGAUAUUUAUUUUGGGAUCGCAUUUUAAAAAAGAAAAGUCUGUAUUUUUAAUACUCGCACUUAAGAUAUUUGGUUGUAUUUUUUUUUUUUUUUUUUUUUGUGAAACCUCAAGAUGUGUUAAAAUCUGAACGUCUCAUUUUAUCAUUGAACAAACAGGAGGGGCAUUUUACAGACGGUGUGUUUUUAUGCUCGCGAGCAGAUAUGUAGCACAGAUUCAGGCAUGCACGCACGCCUUGGAGGCCAUUAAAGUCCAUGUCAACGUGCCGCUGUGUUGUGAUCGUCUGGCUGUCAUGUUACAUAUAAAUGUACUGUAGAAGUGAAAUAUACCACUGUGAGUUAGCAACACUGAGAUGAUUGUGUCUCACGUUUUUCACGUUGCUCACACUGCAGCUGUGCACACAUUUUCUGGUCAAAGUGAGUCUUUUCAGAGCUACUGUCUUUAUUUCCCUGGAUUAUUAAAACUUUUUCUGUGAAUACAUUGCCCCAGAACGGUUGAACAUUUAAGUUUGUACUUCUACUUUUUUUUACUACUGAUGACUUAAUUCCAGAUUUUAUUUGCAAAAGAGUUAUAAUGGCACCAAAAAGUAAAAAAUAUACAAAUUAAGUUCAGUGUUUAAAUGUCUGUAUAAUCUGACUUUUUAUUAACUCUUAAAUAGAUCUAUUGUGAAAUUUUACAGUGAACUUGUAGGACUGUGGGUCAAAUUAAAUCCUAUGAAACAUAAGCUGUGUGUGACAUUCAGAAAGUUUUUAUCAUUACCACAAGAUACUUGUGAGGAAAUGUGGGAAUUUGGGUCAAAUGACCCUUUAAAAGCUGAACAAUCCACCUUUUCGUCUCAGAUACUGAAUACAACGCCUAGCAAUGUUCUGGAAAAAUGUCCAUCUGUAAUGAAAAGCUUGUCUUUGCUGAAUACGCCUUUUGGAACGUGUACUUUCUACUUGGCACUUUAUUUUUUUUGCCCGGUCCUGGACUUUGGUUUCUUCCCAUGAAAAGAAAUAAAUACAGUCAAAAUGUAAA